Messenger RNA from Drosophila navojoa, 2002 nucleotides. RefSeq names its product leucine-rich repeat, immunoglobulin-like domain-containing kekkon 5 protein (gene kek5). The record is from RefSeq and is a predicted model, not a curated record. Gene Ontology annotation, molecular function: protein binding. Lineage: Eukaryota; Metazoa; Arthropoda; Insecta; Diptera; Drosophilidae.
UGAGAAUAAAGGCGAGCGAAAGAGACAAACGUAUAGAGCGCGAAGGCAGCCAAUAAGAGCGCGCCUGAGCUGUAAACGCGCGCAGCUUACAGUUAUAAGCGACGCCUAAAAGUAGAAGACAGCAUUAGAGCAGCCAAGGAGAACGAGCUUAUGUGUGCGUGUGUGUGCGUGUGUGUGUAAGCACUUAUACGUAUAAGACAUAAGAACUAUUAACAAGUGACUUGAAGCAAAAUAGCCAUAAGUUUUACUUAUACUUCAACCAUACUCAAGGCUCUGCGAAGAGCGAGCGGCCGGAAGUAUUCGUAUAAGACGCAAGGCAGUAAAUAGUAAGAGACGUAUACCAAGUUAUACGUGCGUAGCCCGGACAGUAUAUGACGCAUUGAUUGGUCAACUGUACGCAAUUGAAUAGAACUCUCGGAAUAAAAUACUUAACAGAAUGUUAACGCGAUCGCUGUUACGUCUGCUGCUAGCAGCGGUGCUGCUGUUAGCGCUAGCAGCGGAAUCGCUGGGCCACAGAGACUGGAUGCAGAACUGCAGCAAUUGCCACUGCCAUUGGAACUCGGGCAAGAAGAGCGCCGACUGCAAGGGCAAGAAGCUGACGAAGAUUCCGCAGGACAUGAGCAACGAGAUGCAGGUGGUGGACUUCUCACAGAACCAAAUACCCGAGCUGCGACGCGAGGAAUUCCAGGUGGCGGGCCUACAGAAUUUGCAUAAGAUCUACCUGCGCAACUGCACGAUCCAGGAGGUGAACCGCGAUGCGUUCAAGGGACUGCCCAUACUGAUCGAGCUGGACCUGUCCAGCAAUCACAUCAAGCACCUGCAUCCGAGCACAUUCGCAGGCGUGGAGAAGCUGCGCAUCGUGAACAUCAACAACAACGAGAUCGAAGUUCUGGAGAGCGGCUUGUUUGUCAAUUUGCCGUUUCUGUCGCGCGUCGAGUUCAACAACAACCGCCUGAAGCAGGUGCAGCUGAACGUGUUUGGGGGUCCGCUGACCUCCAUUUCGCUGGAACAGAAUCAGCUGACGCACCUGAACAAGGAGACGUUCGCCAAUCUGCCCAAGCUGACGUAUCUCUCGCUGCAGGGCAACGCAUGGAACUGCAGCUGCGACCUGCAGGAGUUCCGGGACUUUGCCAUUGCCAGGCGACUCUUCACACCGCCCACCGACUGCCGGGAGCCGCCCCAGUUGCGGGGCAAGCUGUGGAGCGAGGUGCCGUCGGAGAACUUUGCCUGCCGGCCCCGCAUACUCGGCUCCGUGCGCUCCUUCGUCGAGGCCAACCACGACAACAUCACGCUGCCCUGCCGCAUCGUCGGCACCCCCCGACCCAACGUCACAUGGAUCUACAACAAGCGCCAACUGAAUCCGAGUCCCAACGACCAGCACCUGCGCAUACUGAACUCGGUGGGCGAGCAGGUGAACGGACAGCAGCCGCCUGUCCAGGUGUUGACCUCAGAGCUGCGCAUCUACGGCGUACGGAACUCGGACAAGGGCGCCUACAUAUGCGUCGCGGACAACCGAGGGGGCAAGGCGGAGGCCGAGUUCCAGCUGCUGGUCAAUGGCGACUAUCUGGGCGCAGCAGCUGCCUCCGACGGCCUGGCCGGCAUUAGUGGAGCCAUCGGCGCCUCGACCAGCGAUCCACAGACGAGCAUCAUCUUGGUGAUCUGUGUGAUAGCGACGACAUUUCUCGUGCUGCUCAUCUGCGCGGUGCUGAUCCUGUUCUGGUACUGUCGCCGGGUGAAGACCUACCAGAAGGACAACACAAUGAUGAGCGGCGACGGCUUGAUCUCCUGCAAGCUGGACAAGACCCACAACGGCUCGAUGCUGGAGGGGUCUGUCAUCAUGGAGAUGCAGAAGAGUCUGCUCAACGAGGUGAACCCGGUGGAGAAGCCACCGCGACGCACUGACAUCGAGAGUGUCGAUGGUGGAGACGACGGACACGAGAUCAAGAAGACCCUGCUCGAUGAAACGGCAUACGGUAAGUUAUUCAAGUGGCAAGAGGGGUAG